CAUUUUCAGUAUGGUGUCGCCUUUUGGAUUUCACCAUUUAAGUGUGAACUAUAUAUUUCUCUUUUCAGGUUCUUCCAAUUUGAGAAGUGAGUAGUUCACAAUUCAUCUUCAUCAGAUUCUUGUUGGCAAUCAUUUAAUAUGAUGCCUCCCCCGGAUGUACUUAGCAAUCUUCCCAAGAUUGUAAUAGAUGAAAUUUUAAUGAGGUUGUCUUUACGAGAUGCUGUGAGGACAAGCAUCUUAUCGAAGAAAUGGAGAUAUAACUGGUGCACACUUCCACAGUUAAAACUUGAUCAAACUCUUUGGAAAACUACAAAGGAUUUAACAUGCUUUACAAGUAACUUUACAAAGAUUAUCUACCACAUUUUGACCCUUCAUGAAGGACCAAUUACCCAGUUUACCCUCUCAAUUCCUUAUUUGGAAGGUUGUCCUAAUUUUGACAACUUAAUAUAUUUCCUCUCUAGGAAUGGCAUUCAACAUCUUGUUCUUGAACAUCAAAGUGGUAAUCUAUACAAAUUGCCUUCUUCAUUUUUCACAUGUUCCCAGUUGAGGCAUUUGUCUCUCGAAAAUUGUAUAAUACGUCCUCCACAUGUCUUUAAGGGAUUUGAAAGGUUAAUUAGCUUAAAACUAAGCGGAGUCACAAUUUCUUCUGAAUUGCUUGGGAGUUUAAUCUCCCAUAGCCUGUUUCUUGAGAACUUGGUGCUGGAAAACUCAGAUAUAUCAAACCCCGUGGAAAUUAGUGCUCCCAAGCUGAGAUCUUUUGUCUUCAUUGGUGAUAUACAUUUUAUACGUCUAAAAUAUGUCCCUCUUCUUUCCAAAGUUUCAUAUGAGCCUAGAGCAUUUUCUGUAGAGGCAGAACAUGAUCUCGCCAAGAUUUUUGAGUCUAUUCCUGCUCUCGAGCAUCUCUGCUGGAAUCUCCACGAUGUCAAGGCCGUGGAUGCUGGACCCGUUGAGUUUAUACCAACAAGGCUUCCCUCUUCUUUUAACUGUCUUAAACGCCUUUACGUAUCUUGGGUUUGUCUGGGAGAAUUCUUUGAUCUUUCAUUUGCUCUUUGCUUGAUAAGAAGCUCCCCAUAUUUAGAAGAGAUUGAAAUUGAGGCAUGUGAUACUGUGGGGGGCGAGUAUUACGAACCUGUGCCAUGUGGUGGUGUUGAUGAGAUUCCUGCAAGCUUCUCAGAUAUGACAUUUAAUCUCCUGAGGACAGUUAAGCUUAAAGGUGUAACAGGAAAAGGGUCUGAAAUGCAGCUUAUCAAGGUUUUAUUGGCCAAGUCUCCGGCGCUGCUGAGAAUGGUAAUCGACCCCAGUGUAGAAGAAGAUAAAAAAUCUCUCAAAGUGCUGGCGGAGAUAACAAAAUUUCAGCGGGCAUCAUCUAAAGCAGAAGUUGUGUAUAAUGUAGAUUAGUAUCCAUAUCACAUCCCUACUUGACCUUCACUAGUCAGUUAAUCAGAUCAUGAUGUUUGGCUAAAAUGUUUGGAAGUUUAAUGUGUAAAAUGAAUGUUGAUACAUAGUGAGGCUGUGUUUUGCCUUUGCCUUACAACUUGCUUGGAUGGUUGUGACAUGUUGUAUUGUAUCGGUUGGAUGGUUGUGACAUUGUGUUAUUGUAUUGUAUCGUAUUAUUACUUUAAAUAUAAUGUUUGUUUUGAUUGUUA
This is a messenger RNA of Nicotiana tabacum (common tobacco), 1646 nucleotides long. Its product is annotated as F-box/FBD/LRR-repeat protein At1g13570. Lineage: Eukaryota; Viridiplantae; Streptophyta; Magnoliopsida; Solanales; Solanaceae. The record is from RefSeq and is a predicted model, not a curated record. Gene Ontology annotation, molecular function: protein binding.